AUGCCGAACAUUAAUAACAAUGCCACUUCUGCACUACCCCGUAGAAGGCAUCAACAGAAUGAAAAAUUGAUGGAAAAGAAGAGUGAGGAAAAGUAUAAGGAUGCUAAAACAAAGUUAACAAAAAAGUUGUUUAAGGAAGCCGCCGAGGAUUUGACGGAAGCCAUUAAUUUUAGACCUCUUCCAAAGUUUCAUUUUCUCAGAGGAAAUUGUUAUAGACACACUCAGGAUUAUGACAGAGCAAUAUUGGAUUACACUAUUGCUAUUGAUACACAAGAGGAAGCAGCCUUUUAUUUGGCAAGAGGAAAAUGUUUUAGAACAAUUGGAAAAAUCAACAAAUCAAUAGCUGACUUUGAUAGAGGUAUUGAUAUUCUUUCUAGACCUUCAGCUCUUCAACCAACAGUCAAUGUAUCAUCACUAAACAACUCGAGAGUGGUGGUGGACACUGCAUCAUCAACAAAUCUCGGAUCUGAAAAUCAAUCAAUCCUGUUUCAACUCUAUGUAGAUAGAGGUUUAAGUUAUUAUGAAAAAGGAGAAAAGAAAUUAGCUAUUGAAAAUUAUGGAAAAGCUAUCCUAAUGAAUGUUACAAAACAGCAAAGUUUGUUUAAGGCAUACUUCCACAGAGGUAAUACUCUCAGAGAAUGUGGAGAGCUCGAUGCCUCCAUCGAAGAUCUCACUAAGGCCGCAGACUUAGAUCCUAAAAAUGCAGCAGUUCACAACAAUUUAGGUUUAAGUUUCUUUGAAAAGAGAAACUUUCCAGGAGCAGAAAAGCGUUUUACUCUUUCUAUUGAAAACGAUCCAACAAAGGGAAUAUAUCACAACAAUCGAGGUCUUGCAUACUACAAGCUGAAAGCAUUUGAAAAGGCAAUAGAAGACUUUUCUUGUGCUCUCAAUCUCGAUCCAGAUGAUGGUAAUAUUUACUUCAACAGAGGUAACACAUUGUUGGCAAUGAAGAGGUAUGAAGAAGCCUUACAAGAUUUUAACCUUGCUAUCAAUAAGGUUGAUACCGAUGAAAACUAUUUCCAUUGUAAAGGUAUUGCUUAUCAGGAAAUGAAUGAUAUUCCUCAAGCCAUUCAAAUGUUCAAAAAAGCUCUUGAAAUUAAUGAAAAGAGUGUUCAAAGCUUGUACCAUCUUGGUUUAAUGUACCAUAUUAAUAAUCAACUGUUUGAAGCCAAAAAACAAUUUACCAAGGCGCUAGAACUAGUUCAUGACCAUAGAAUUUACGAGAGCAGAGGUUUAGUUUACAUGGAUCUGCUGUAUUACGAGUUGGCAAUUCAAGAUUUUUCAGCCGCAAUAAGAAUUGUUCCCGAUUCUCCAAAUAAUUUCUUCCACAGAGGUAAAUGCUUCCUGUGGUUGGAAAGAUAUACUGAAGCUGUUGAGGAUUUUAAUACAGCAUUCAAACAACACUGUGACGACCCACAAGUGUUUAAUGCAAGAGCUAUGGCUUAUAAGCAUUUGAAAAAGCAUGAUGAAGCUAUUUCUGAUUUAUCCUCUGCAAUUAAGUCUGAUGAGAACAAUGUUGAAUAUUACUUUAACAGAUCUCAAUGUUUUUUCGAUUUGAAGAAUUAUAGACAAGCUUUGAAAGACUUGGAUACAAGUUUAGAAAUUGAAAAAUCAGAACCAAAGCUAUACUAUCUCAGAGGGUUGACUUAUUAUGAAAUGAAGAAUUAUAAGAUGGCUAUCAAGGAUUUCAAAGGUGCUCUAAGGUUGAAGAAUCCUCAAACUGGCGCGCUGAUUUCUUCAUUUGUUCAAGGUGAGCCAACCUUUGGUCAUGAUUGUUUCUAUCACAUGGGAUUGUGUUAUUGUUUCCUUGAGAAGUAUGAAUACGCUGUAGAAUCAUUUUCAAAAGCUGUCGACCUCAUAUCAGAUAAGGAGAAUGUUCAUACCAAAGAGUCGUCUGCUGCUUUAAUAAUCGAUGAUAACAUGUUACAUGCAGUUUAUCACCACGAAAGAGCCAAAGCAUACCAAAUAAUAGGAAUGAACGAAAGAGCAUUGGAGGAUUUCACAACAGUUAUCAAAUAUCAACCAGACAAUGCACAUGCAUACUUUAGGCGAGCUUUUGCAUGGAAAGCUCUUGAGAGAUUUGAGGAGGCUGCUGAAGAUUUUGAGAAGGCAAAAUCUCUGCAACCCAAUAACCCUAAUUUAGUAGUCAACUACAAGAAGAUAUACGAUAUUGCAUUUGUAGAGCUAUGUAAACCAGGUUCAGAGCACCUUUAUUAA
Molecule: messenger RNA, 2217 nt
Organism: Naegleria gruberi
Lineage: Eukaryota; Heterolobosea; Eutetramitea; Acrasida; Naegleriidae
Exons: 2
Coding region: 1-2217 (738 amino acids)
Molecular function (GO): protein binding
Source: RefSeq, a predicted model, not a curated record